Messenger RNA from Aphanomyces invadans, 2103 nucleotides. RefSeq lists its product as hypothetical. Gene Ontology annotation, cellular component: plasma membrane; voltage-gated sodium channel complex. Gene Ontology annotation, biological process: monoatomic ion transport; transmembrane transport. The transcript has 9 exons. The record is from RefSeq and is a predicted model, not a curated record. Gene Ontology annotation, molecular function: voltage-gated sodium channel activity. NCBI's taxonomy places the organism in Eukaryota, Oomycota, Saprolegniomycetes, Saprolegniales, Verrucalvaceae. Bases 1 to 2103 code for a protein of 700 amino acids.
AUGGGCUCCGACAAAUACGAGUCCAAAGUCGAGUGGCAAGGGCCGGUACCUGCACACUACAAGAAGUUUCAACGAAUUGCGCUCGGGUGCCUCACAACCAAACACCCCCUUCGACGAAUAUGCAUCAAGAUCGUCACGUGGAAGUGGUUUGACCGGUUCAUCGUGUUCUGCGUCGUGUUCAACACCGUCAUCCUGGGCCUGACCGACUACACGGACGCAUGGGUCGAAGGGCCCAACACAACGAUCUGGAUCAACUGGUUCAUCGACAGCUGCAACGGCGUCAGCUUCUACAUAUUUCUCGCCGAAGCCACGGUCAAAAUCAUCGCGAUGGGGUUCUGUUUCGGCGAACGUGCAUACCUCAGCGAAGGCUGGAAUCGACUCGACUUUGUCAUCGUCGUAUCGGGGCUGCUGUCCAUCAUGAACAUCAAAGGUAUCAAAGUCGGCUUCAUCCGAGUGCUGCGCGUGAUGCGGCCGCUGCGAACGCUCCACUCGCUACCAGGUCUGAAAGUCCUGACCAACUCGUUGCUGGCCAGUUUACCGGCCCUGGCCAACGUGUUUGUGUUGCUCAUGUUUUGCAUGCUCGUGUUUGGCAUCCUCGGCAUGGAGAUUUAUCGCGGGUCGAAUCAUUUUCGGUGUCGGGUGACGCCGUUCCCCGUCGUGCUGCCGCCCAACGGCACGUUCAAUUACCCGCCGAAUGCGUCGUACAUUUCGAUGGUGCAGAACGAUCCGAACCAGUUCAUGUGUCGGUUCCCGAACGGCACGCAGAUCUCUCAGCUGAUUGACGUGUGGGACGUACCCACAGACUGCUUUUGGCCCGUCGACGCGUCAGAGGUCAUCCCGAUGGUGUGCAACCAAGAGGCCGAAGUCGGUCGGCAAUGCCAAGGGGGCGCCGUGUGCGGCUCCAACUUCGACGCGAGGGGCAAUCCCCGCUUCAACUACCUCCUCCAACCGCCGUGGGACGGCAACAUCAACGACGACGCCCUAUUUAAUUCCAACCUGAACUACGGCCUCCCGAGUUUCGACAACCUUGGCCGGACGUGGCUCAUUCUCCUCCAGACGAUCACGGCGUCCGGGUGGAUGGUGUUGACGCAAACGACGCAAAGCACGGGGAGCCCUGUGGUGGCUGGCAUCUACUUCAACGCGCUGCUGUACAUUGGGAUGUGCUUUCUGCUGCAGCUCAACAUGGCCGUGUUGUUUACCGAGUUUGAGAAGGCAAAGGACCUGCAAGCCAAGGUGCUGAAGAAGCAACAUACUGUUGCCAUGCAGCACGGAGACGUGGUCAUCCAGUCGUCGAUGGGGCGACGGUGGCUCGACUUUCGCAAAAAGGUGCUGCGUAUCGUGACGUCUCGGCUGUUUAGCAAUGUUGGCCUUGCAAUCACGGUCGCCAACAUCCUCGUCCUCGCCAUGGACUACCACGAUAUUGACUCGUCGACUCAAAACACCUUUGAAGCAGUGAAUUUUGUCUUUAUGCUGUACUUUGGCGUCGAGUCGAUGUUGAAGAUCAUCGGGCUCGGGUUGCGCCGAUUCUGGACGGACAAGUUCAACCGAUUCGACUUGCUAACAUUUGUGAUGGGAGUCAUCGAAGCCGCGACCAAUCCUCCUGCUUUGUUCGAUGGCAACCCUGGCGGCCACGGUUUCUUUACAGCGCUACGCGCCGCGCGCGCGUUCAAGCUUGCUCGAAAGUGGAAAUCACUCAACCAGCUGCUGUCGGCCAUUGUUAACUCGAUGGGCGAGAUUCUCAACUUUAUGCUGUUUCUAUUGUUGUUCAUGCUCAUCUUUAGUCUUGUCGGCAUGGAGCUGUUUGCGACGCGGUACCAGUUCAGUCCAGACAAUUUCUCGAUGCCAUUCAACAAUACAGACCCACAGACGUGGCUGCACCGUUCCAACUUCGACUCGAUCGUGUGGGCGGCGUUCACUGUAUUUCAGUUCCUGACCUACGACAAUUUUCCCGCUGUCAUGUACGACGGAUGGAUCGCCGUGGGCGCUUCGUCCCCUGUGUAUGCAUCCCUCGUCAUCAUCAUGGGCGUGUUUAUCGUGAUGAAUAUGUUUUCCGCGAUUUUGGUGCAAAGUGUGAUGGACGGCAACGAAGACAGUGGACCAUGA